Castor canadensis (American beaver) is the source of this 1046-nucleotide messenger RNA. RefSeq names its product olfactory receptor 1L4-like. Lineage: Eukaryota; Metazoa; Chordata; Mammalia; Rodentia; Castoridae. Gene Ontology annotation, cellular component: membrane. Gene Ontology annotation, molecular function: olfactory receptor activity; G protein-coupled receptor activity. The record is from RefSeq and is a predicted model, not a curated record. Gene Ontology annotation, biological process: G protein-coupled receptor signaling pathway.
AGGACUAAUGUUAGGAAAGAAGUUGUCUGGAUCAAAUUGCCCUUCACAUCUCUCCCACAACUUCUUAAAACCUGUCCAGAGACAUGGAGAUGAAGAACCACAGCAGCAGCACAUCUGGUUUCAUCCUCCUGGGCCUCUCUUCCAACCCAGAGCUGCAGAAACCCCUUUUCGCCAUCUUCCUCCUCAUGUACCUGAUAACCACAAUGGGGAAUAUGCUAAUCGUUCUGGCCAUCCAUUCUGACUCUAGGCUCCACACCCCCAUGUACUUUUUCCUUAGCAAUUUGUCCUUCAUGGAUAUCUGCUUCACAACAGUCAUUGUGCCCAAGAUGCUGGUGAAUUUACUGUCAGAGACAAAGGAUAUUUCCUAUGUGGGAUGUCUGGUCCAGAUGUACUUCUUCAUGGCCUUUGGGAACACUGACAGCUACCUGCUGGCUUCCAUGGCUAUUGACCGACUGGUGGCCAUCUGCAACCCCUUCCACUAUGAUGUGGUGAUGAGCUCACAGCGUUGCCUCCUUAUGCUGCUGGGUUCUUGCACCAUCUCCCAUCUACACUCCCUGUUCCGCGUGCUACUCAUGUCUCACCUCUCUUUCUGUGGUUCCCAUGUCAUUAAGCACUUUUUCUGUGACACACAGCCUGUGCUGAAGCUGUCCUGUUCUGACACAUCCUCUAGCCAGAUUGUGGUCAUGACUGAGACUCUGGCUGUCAUCGUGACCCCCUUCCUGUGCAUCCUCUUCUCCUACCUGAGAAUCAUCGUCACUGUGCUCAGAAUCCCCUCUGCAGCAGGGAAGUGGAAAACCUUCUCUACCUGUGGCUCCCACCUCACUGUAGUGGCUCUGUUCUAUGGAAGUGUCAUCUAUGUCUAUUUCAGGCCUUUGUCCAUGUACUCAGUGGUGAAGGAUCGGGUAGCCACAGUUAUGUACACUGUAGUGACUCCCAUGCUGAAUCCUUUCAUAUAUAGCCUAAGGAACAAAGAUAUGAAAAGAGGUUUGAAGAAAAUAAGGGACAAAAUUCACUUGUGGAAAGAACUAAAUGAUGCAAUAUCAUAG